AUGAUCAUGACAUUAAGAAUCAUUAAUACUUCAAUGAUAAAAUUUCCAUUACCGCUUGCUUGUUGGCAUCUCGAGAGCAGUAUUUGGAAAGCUGACGAAAUAAACUCGAUCUUUACACUCAUUCCUGAACAAUGCCGGAUUGAGAGUGAGAAGGAGGGAAGAAGAGUUAUUGACAAAUAG
Messenger RNA from Clunio marinus, 180 nucleotides. The record is from the annotation of a GenBank genome assembly. Lineage: Eukaryota; Metazoa; Arthropoda; Insecta; Diptera; Chironomidae.